AUCUGACAGAGUGAAGAAGCUGUUAGAAUUCCAUUGAAGCAAGCAAGUGGAGUCAAAGGAAGAGGGACAAGAGAGAAGCUAACACGAAAGAAACAACUGUGAAAGCAGAGAUGUCGGGUGGCGGAAACCUUAACCGCGUGUUGGUGUCGGUUGAUGGAAGCGAGGAGAGCAUGAAGGCGCUGCGUUGGGCGCUCAACAACCUCAAGCUUCGAUCUCCUACUUCCGACUCCACGGAUGCUCCUUCUUUCAUCAUCUUCCAUGUUCAAUCUCCGCCCUCCAUCGCCACUGGCCUCAAUCCCGGUGCCAUCCCUUUCGGUGGCCCCAGUGAUAUUGAAGUGCCCGCUUUCACGGCAGCCAUUGAAGCACAUCAAGAGCGCAUCACCCGUGCCGUUCUCGAUCACGCCCUCGGAAUUUGCUCUCAAUUCAACCUCGGCAGUCAAGUCAGAACUCAUGUGGUAGUUGGAGAUCCAAAGGAGAAGAUUUGUGAAGCUGUGCAAGAUUUGCAUGCUGAUGUUCUUGUGAUGGGAUCUCGUGCAUUUGGCCCCAUUAAGAGGAUGUUCCUCGGGAGUGUGAGCAAUUACUGCGCCCACCAUGCUCCAUGUCCUGUCAUUAUUAUCAAGGAAAACGACAGUGUCAAUAAGAUAGACUGAUGCACCUCUACUAUGCUAUCGCAACUUUUGAUCAAUCCUGCUACAAGUACGUGUUAUCACUUUUUGUGGACAAUGCUGCUGUUCGUGUGAAAUUCUUGCAGUUAAGAGUGCUUACAAUUGUGCUGUUUCAACUUCUAUUGUUGUCGCAAUUGUUUGAAAGAGAUAUUUGACUCCGGAAGGUUUGUAUUUGUUUUGAAUUUAUACAAUGUUAUACAUAAAUGUUGCAUUGCUAUUGCUCCUUUGUCAGAGUCAGUCUUGUUAUAAACAACAAACUGGCCAUUCAUCAUGUACAGAUUCUCAAAUUGAGAGUGCAGCUUGUGUCGGCUGCAACCUGCAGUGUCUUACUCUUGCAUUAUCGAUAUUGUCAUGCAUGAAUAAACAUUUAUGUGAUUUAUGAAAGAAAUUUAUAGUGCCAUGGUACUGGUUGAUUUAUUUUUAGUGGGAAGGGAUAUUCAUCUA
Vigna umbellata (rice bean) is the source of this 1109-nucleotide messenger RNA. RefSeq names its product Adenine nucleotide alpha hydrolases-like superfamily protein. NCBI's taxonomy places the organism in Eukaryota, Viridiplantae, Streptophyta, Magnoliopsida, Fabales, Fabaceae. The record is from RefSeq and is a predicted model, not a curated record.